This is a messenger RNA of Symbiodinium pilosum, 163 nucleotides long. The record is from the annotation of a GenBank genome assembly. Lineage: Eukaryota; Dinophyceae; Suessiales; Symbiodiniaceae.
AUGAUCCAGCCAAUCAUUGCCUGUAAAGGUGAGUUCGCAGGACACUGCGAGUCCUUUCUUGAGGACGAGUCUCGCUGUCGGGGAUCCUACGCCAACUGCCAGGAUAAGACCUGCCUGCAGUGCGCCUUUGCGGACGGCCGAUGCGAAGGGCCUGGGUUUGCAA